This is a messenger RNA of Pyricularia grisea, 6123 nucleotides long. RefSeq lists its product as uncharacterized. Gene Ontology annotation, molecular function: transcription termination site sequence-specific DNA binding; helicase activity. Gene Ontology annotation, cellular component: nuclear body. The record is from RefSeq and is a predicted model, not a curated record. Bases 1 to 6123 code for a protein of 2040 amino acids. Lineage: Eukaryota; Fungi; Ascomycota; Sordariomycetes; Magnaporthales; Pyriculariaceae. The transcript is spliced from 4 exons. Gene Ontology annotation, biological process: termination of RNA polymerase II transcription.
AUGGAUCCGAACGAGGUUUACGAGGAGAUCAUGGCGAGCUAUACGCAGCUGGAGAAGUUUCCUGAAGAUAUGCAUCUCUUCUGCCCCAAGCUCAGCGAAGACGACGAGGUCGACUACGAAGAUCCCAACGAAGAAGCCUGGGACGGAGAAGUACAGAUCACUGCCGAAAAGAAGAAGGAACGGAUAGAGGACUCGGAAAAACGUCUUCACAUCGCAACAACGGCUUCACUUCUACUCGGUAUCAGCAAAGAUGCAGCGUCUGCGUGGUUGGACGGUUGGAUAGAGCGAGCUGAGAAGAACCUGACAACAUGUCCAAAUUGCAUCCGCGCCUGGCACAAGAAGAGGAAAUCAUUCCUCAAGCUACUCGGCGAUAAAUUCGGCGAUGAAGUUGCGAGGAUUAUGGCCCAGAAACUCGACGAAUUCGACAAGAACCGGAUAGACCGCGGACUUCUCAAGGCAGAAUCACUACUAAAAGAGCAUGGGCCGAUGAAGAGCAGUACGUUGACGAAAAAAGAGCCCACCGCAGUCGUUGCACUGUACGAGGCUCUCUGCUGCAUGUCUUACCUGUCACGGCCCGAGAAUCGCACGCACUUCAACUUUGUCUUUAGCGAGAUCCAGAAAAUCAAGAGGCCACUCCGGCUCGGCUCUGGAGUCAUUCCCACAAUGACGUUUUUCCUCUUCCAGGAGGAUGAGGAUGGCUAUCGCAGCGGCUUUGCCAAGGCUGCCUGGGAGACCAUGCCUCCUGGAUCUUUGACGGCUAAUCAGUUUGAAUGGGCCGUCCAUGACUACUUGGCCAGCGAAAUAUCGGCCGUUUUUAACCCAAGCGUUCCAGAGGCACGGAUCAAGCGGUUCUGGGACGGCAUUGCCAUCAUAAUCCCCUCAAUGAGUUCCGACUUCGUUCUCCAUACGCUGCGCGGUAUGGAAGUCCAACCAGACAUUUACCACAUAGCCUUUCACCACCUUAGCUAUGUCCAUAGCCCCGAGGUUUUUGCAACACUCAUCAAGGGCAUCAUCUCUUUGAUUCAAAAGUCUCCAAAAGCAUUCUGGGACGCUUUGGCAGAUGUUUCCCCCGCCAUUUUCACACAACAUACUCUAGGGUCGAAAGCAUUUCCCGCAAUGAUGGCAAGGUCAUUGGAGGCCAACAUGCUUGUCCGUGUGGGCGACAAAGAUAUCUUCCUGCUUUCUGCCCUGGUCAAGACUCUUAUGGAGUCUUUACAGCCUACUGGACGGACUGAUCUAUGCGACUCUACCCUACACUCACUCAUGGAUCGCUUCCAAUCCGAACCUUCCCGGGAGGGCAAGUCAGCUUGCGCGCACGCGGCGCUUACGUCUAUGAUUUGCACCCUUGAAUGUCUCACGGAUCCUAAGCUGUCGUUUUCCACAGCAUUGGUUUAUAUUGACAUCACAUACAACAUUGUUCUUCGUCACAAAGACUUUGUAAUUAAUUGCGCAAGUCUCAAGAACGGCGACCAGUACAAUGUGGGACUCUCCGAAGCAGCACUAAAAGUCAUCGAUUUGGCACUCACACUUGACUCCGAGACGUUUGAGAGGGAGUCAAUUGCCAUCAAGGAAGCGAAGAAGCUUUCUUACGCUGUUGAGCGGCGUUCUUCCAAGCUUUGGGAUGCCUUUAUUGAUCAUCUAGAGCCCUCGAAGACAACUUCACUCGCAAAUGUCAUUUUGGGAGCAACGUUGCCCCUGAGGGGUGUCGAAAAGUUCUUACCCCGGAAGAGGGAAGCGGUCGUCACAGAUCCCCAGAAACUGAACUUCAACCAAAAAUUCGAGGCAACGGCCGAGUCCAUAGGUCGCCUCAUUGGAAGAGUCAGUGAGUUCUCUCCGCAAGAACUGCGGAUGCUUUCUGAGGACCACCGAGCCUUGGGGGCCAUCGUUGCGUGUUUGGCACAUGGUGAGGAAAACAUAAGUGAUGCUGCCAUGAACUUCAUCAAGAUGUACACUGGAGAGGACAGCCGCUCUGAUGCCUUGGAAAGGAUGUUGAACUCGCACCCAGAGCUCUUUUUGAGGUCGUUUUCUGAUGCAGUCGGCAAGAAGAUACCCCAUCCUGCAAAUGCAGAGAUGUUCCCACCGGUUGCCAAGGUCUUGGGUUGGUAUCGCGAUAUCCUGGAAGCCGUCACGGAUUCAGCGAGCGGAUUGCUGCGUAGGGAUCUCUCACAAGCAGUCGCUGAGGCGGUGAAGUAUUGGUGGAAGCGGCAGUGGGUAUUCCUGGGCUACUUCUUCAACCAAACGAGACACUGGUCAGAGCAGUACGUGCCCAAAGAAACCAUGGAAACGCUCUGUCGUGAGGCUGUCGAACACGCAGAUAGGCUCCUUGCCGAGGAUGGCUUGGUGGCCAAUGCCAUCAAGUGUCUUGUGAAGUCGGACGGCCAAAACGGAGACGCGAGAACUGCAGCUAUGAAAGUUGUCCUUGACCAGCCUCGUGUAAUCACCCCUGCCUACUUUGCCAUGUUGCAACUCCGAGACCAAUGGCUCCUUGGUGUCUUUGCGCGAUCCGUAGGCAAGCUCGUCACCCGCCUCAACGAGUUCGAUAUGGCCCUGCCGCCUCGGCCAUUACAGAUGUUGAAAGACAUUUGCAUCAAAACUCACGAUGGCAGGUUCAAAGUCAACUCCAACCUGCGGCCUGCGCAGAAGGCUGAACUGCUCAGGGCAUUGGGAACCGACUCGAGUGAUGACGAAGAAGUCCAAUUCGUCAACGAGGCACAGAAGCCGGCCAAGGCUGGCAUGCCUAAGAAGCAAAGCAGCCUCGCUGCUUGGUCAAAAUCUGGAUUCUCUGGAGAGACCGGAACACCCACAGCUCCGGCACGCCCGGCCUCCAAAGCAACCGGAACGUCUGACGACCAACAGCUCUCGAUUAUGCAGUCUAUAAAAGCUCAAGUACAAUCAGAGCGCAAGCCCAAGCCCCAGAUGCUUUCUGCUGCUGCCAUCAAGUCCAAUCAGUCCAGCUUGAAAGAAGCUCGCGCAAAGGAGCAAGCAGAAAGAGCCAAGGCGAAUGCAGCGUCUGUUGCCAGGGCGAAGGCCAUACGUGAGGCUUUCAGCUCGGGCAACAAAAUAGUCGCGGGAGAAGGUUCAGGUCUUCAGGGGAUAUCAGGAGUCCUUGGAAAGGAUCAUGCCCCCACGAAGAGCGAGAUUAUGGUUGACAGCUCGGAGGAAGAAGGUGGCGAUUCCGAUGAUGAAAUGUCGGAUCUCUUCGGUGCUGGCCAGGCGGGUAAGGACGCUGCUGCCCACCGCCUGAAACAGCUUGCGGCUAAGCAGAUGGUUCCUGUCAAAAAGACGAAGAUUCAACGGUCCAAAAAGGAUUUACGUGCAAGAGUCACACCACCAAUGGAGAGAUUGCACGAGGCCAUUUUGGAGUGGGACAUUUUCCACGAAGGCAACGACCCUCCGAACGGGUACAAAUGCAAAGAAGUCGCCAAAUCUUACACCAACCCUGUGGACUACAGGGACACCUUCUUUCCUUUGCUUGUUAAUGAGGCCUGGCGUUCUUUUGUAACUUCAAAGGACGAGUCAACUGCAAAACCUUUUGACAUCAAGAUCACUACCAGGACCUCCGUUGACAAGUUUCUCGAGGUGGCAACAUCGAUGCCUAUAUCAGCCAACAAAGACAAGGACAGGGAUCGACUUUCCGAUGGUGAUAUUGUUCUCUUCUCUACUGCUCAAGACCCUCUAAGCAGCAAGGAGAGCCCUCACUGCCUUGCCCGUGUAUUCAAAACUGGAAUGAAAAGGGGAGUGCUUGAAGUCACAUACCGGAUCACCAGCAAAGGCAAUAGUCGAUUUGCAAGUGACCACCUCCUCCCAGGCAAUGAUCUACGUGGUUUGAGGAUUACGAACAUGACGACAGUUGAGCGAGAGUUUGCUGCCCUGGAGAGUUUACAGUAUUACGACCUGAUGACUGAAGUCCUCGACGCCGAACCUUCACCCAUCCUGAAUUUUUCCAACGAUCGGAUACAGUCUUUCCAGGACAACUAUCAGCUCAACCGUGGCCAGGCCGCCGCAAUUAUCAACGCAAAGGAAAACGACGGUUUUACUCUCGUCCAAGGACCUCCGGGUACUGGCAAAACGAAAACCAUCAUUGCCAUGGUUGGUGCUUUACUCACGGGCAAGAUCAACAGAGCGCCUCCUACGCGCAUCAAGCCGGCCAAUGGCGCCGAAGAACCCAUGGCACAAAAGCUACUUGUAUGUGCACCCAGCAACGCUGCGGUCGACGAACUGGUGCUGCGUUUGAAAGCAGGUAUCAAAGACACAAAUGGAAACACCCACAAAAUCAAUGUCCUUCGUCUGGGUCGCAGCGAUGCUAUCAAUGCGGCAGUCCGGGACGUAACAUUGGACGAGCUGGUUAAAGAGAAGAUGGAUGCAGCUCUGAAUGUGAAUGGGAAAGACGGUGGCGGACCUACAGACCGUGAGAAGUUACACCAAGAAGCUGGCGAAAUCAAGGUCAGGGUUGCGGCAUUGAGGGAGGCUCUUGAACAAGCUCGCGCAGCUGGCGAUCAUGGCCAAACCAACAGCCUGCAACGCAACUUGGACGAGCUGAGGAAAAAACAAGGUCAGAUCGGAGCACAAAUCGACCGUGACAAGGCAAGCGGCAACACAUAUGCUCGUGAGGCUGAGAUCAAGAGAAGGAACAUUCAACAGAGUAUCCUCUCCGAGGCCCAUGUACUGUGUGCCACGCUGAGUGGUGCCGGUCACGACAUGUUCAAAAGCUUGCACGUCGAGUUUGAGACGGUCAUUAUUGACGAAGCAGCUCAAUGUGUGGAGCUUAGUGCGUUGAUUCCGCUCAAGUACGGUGCAUCAAAGUGCAUCUUGGUCGGUGACCCGAAGCAGUUGCCUCCAACAGUCCUGUCCCAAUCGGCCGCUAGGUACGGCUACGACCAGAGUCUGUUCGUGCGUAUGCAACAAAACCAUCCCGGUAAGGUGCAUCUACUUGAUUGCCAGUACCGAAUGCACCCUGAAAUCAGUUUAUACCCGAGCAAGGAGUUCUACGAGGGGCUUUUGGCGGACGGCAGCGACAUGGCCAAGCUUCGGCAGCAGCCUUGGCACGACAACCCUCUGCUGGGACCGUAUCGUUUCUUUGACGUCGAGGGUAUCCAGGAGCGUGGCUCUCGGGGUCAGUCGUUGGUCAAUACCAACGAGAUCAAUGUUGCCAUACAAAUAUACACCAAAUUCCAGGCCGACUAUGCUUCGAGCAUCGACAUGAAGGGCAAGAUUGGUAUCAUUACACCUUACAAGGCUCAACUAUACGCAUUGCGCCAAAAGUUCCAAGAGCGUUGGGGUGAAGGCGUGCUGGAAGAUAUCGAAUUCAACACGACGGACGCUUUCCAGGGACGAGAGUGCGAGAUUAUCAUUUUCUCGUGUGUGCGAGCCAGUCCCACUGGAGGUAUCGGUUUCAUGACAGACAUCCGGCGUAUGAACGUCGGUCUCACUCGUGCACGCUCAUCGUUGUGGAUCCUCGGAGACUCGCGUGCCCUCCGGCAAGGCGAGUUCUGGAACAAGCUCAUUGAAGAUUCCAAAGCGCGUGACCGUUACACACAAGGAAGCAUUAUUUCACAGCUGCGCAACUCAAAGGCGAUUAAGGGAAGCUACGUGCCUCCUCCACCGGCUGUGCCAGCUCCAAUUGGCAACGCCCAGCGACGUGGCCCUGAAAGCAGUGAUGUCGAGAUGCUUGAUGUUAAUGAUGUCCGGGCUCGACAGCAAUCUCUACCUCAGCCAGCGCCGCCGCAAAACAACACGACUUCUAAUUCAUCGAGCGCUGCGCCCCCGAUUAAAACAACCGUCCCUGGACAACCACCUGCACGUGCAGUCAGUCAGGCACCACCAAUACGGUCGUCGGCUGAUGUGGGGAGAAAGCGUCCGGCAUCUGAGGAGGCCAGGGACCAGUCCUCAGCCAACAAGCGGAGCGUUUCGAACCACCCACAUCCUCCCACUGGCCCGCGGGCUGGCGUACCUAGACCUCCACCGCGACCUACUGAUCCCUCGGCGAUGCAGGCACUUGGGCUAGCACCGCCUGAUCGCCCUGCUGCUCAGCAGCAGCAGCAGCAGCAGCCUCAGGCUCCUCGGCCGCCCAAGCCUUGGAAGAAAAAGGCACCAGCGAACGUCUUUCUUCAACCUAAACGCUAA